Messenger RNA from Erigeron canadensis, 966 nucleotides. Its product is annotated as RING-H2 finger protein ATL11-like. Bases 1 to 966 code for a protein of 321 amino acids. The record is from RefSeq and is a predicted model, not a curated record. NCBI's taxonomy places the organism in Eukaryota, Viridiplantae, Streptophyta, Magnoliopsida, Asterales, Asteraceae. The transcript has a single exon.
AUGAAGAUGUCCACACCUAUGACAGUUGUGUUGGCCUGCCUCUUGACUUCCUUCUUGUUAAUUGCCUUCUUUUACUACUAUUUCCGCCACUAUGCUGAAGAUCAGCUCGCCCUUGCUGCAGCCACCGGCCACGUGGGUCAAAGAAGCUCGAUGACAGAGGCAGCAGCCCGUGGGCUUGACCCUGCCGUGAUUGCAACAUUUACGAGCUUUAUAUACUCAGAAGUGAAGGAGAUCACAAUUGGUCAACAAGUUCUUGAAUGUGCCGUGUGCCUAAAUGAGUUUUGUGAUCACGAGUCUUUACGCUUGUUACCAGAAUGCAGCCACGUGUUCCAUCGUAAUUGUAUAGAUGAAUGGUUGGCUUUUCAUGUCACCUGCCCGGUUUGUCGCACAAGUCUUGUGCCAAAGCCAGGUCGACUCGGUAAGAAAACUGAGUCACCGUGUGACUUAGGCGGGCCAACUAAAAGUCAUGUUUCAGUUGAAGUCAGUCAUUUGAAACAUGACCAUCUACCUUCUAAAAAAAUGUCCCGUUCUUGUUCAACGGGACAUUUGACAGCUACAAGGCAUGAUGAAAAUGCAGAGAGGUACAUGUUAAGGUUGACAAAAGAUACACAUGAUAUUCUAAAAAGUUCAAGUACAAAUCCAUCCACAAGCAUGGAUAUGUCAUCUUUAACAGAGUGUACUUCGAAAACGGGCCUUAGGAGUGCGAGUGCAAAUUUUUUGAGAGGAUCAAGUUAUUCUGAUUACGAGAGGUUUGGCCAGGAAAGACGAUCUGGUGAUCAACGAAGUCUUGGGAACACAGGAUCGUUUAACUCUCAUAGUAUUUCCGUUCAUCUUGGGGAUGAUUCAAUGACUGGUUCGCAACGAUUUUUGGCAUCAAUAUCGAUGACAUCUCCAUUUAACCGUUUGUUUCAACUAUCGAACAAAGUUAAUGAGGUGAUCAUGCAAAGAUUAUAUGAUAGUAAUUGA